Neocloeon triangulifer is the source of this 1445-nucleotide messenger RNA. It is a transcript of the gene Hpf1, whose product is annotated as histone PARylation factor 1. Bases 44 to 1285 code for a protein of 413 amino acids. Gene Ontology annotation, cellular component: nucleus. The record is from RefSeq and is a predicted model, not a curated record. Gene Ontology annotation, molecular function: histone binding; poly-ADP-D-ribose binding. The transcript is spliced from 6 exons. Gene Ontology annotation, biological process: DNA damage response; regulation of protein ADP-ribosylation. Lineage: Eukaryota; Metazoa; Arthropoda; Insecta; Ephemeroptera; Baetidae.
CACGUGCUUUCCAAAACUGGCGGGAAUCAGCCGGCUUGCAAAAAUGGAGCCGUCAGAGAAGGUGGAUGAUCGAGUUCUUUGUAAAUACGGGCCACUUUGCUAUCAAAAGAACGAAGCACACCAUAAAAAAUACAAGCACGAGAAAAAGGCUUCUCCUCAUAGGCAACCUGUGAAGGACGUGCAAGUUAAAGAGCCUCCACUGCCUGAAGCAAAAGAAGAUGAUAAAUCUCUCGAUUCAGGUGAUUCAGCAAAGGCAGAAUCAAGCAAUAGUGUUGAUUCACCACCUUCCAAGAAGCAAAAGACUGAUGCCAGUUCUAGAGCAGGAGACGAACAACCGAUGUCUCAAAUGAUAAGUAAAGAAGAAGCAAAAACCAUCAUCAAGAAGAUGUUCCUUGUUGAAAUGCCUGAUGAUUUUUAUGCUUUCUGGGAUCUCUGCGUCUUUUUGAAUCCCAAGAAGCCUCUAGAUGCUUUCAAAGACUGCAAAAUCCGUCUGGUUGGCCCAUUUGAAGUCCUGGCUGGCGUCCUAAAAGAAAGCAAGCACCAAGUCCCGGCUACCUUGCAUCACUGGCGCUACUUCUUUGACCCACCAGAGUUUCAGACUGUUAUUUGUGGAGAUGACAGAAAGGGAGAGCACUGGGGCUAUUAUCGAGAUGACCCCAAGGAAAUGCCUACUUUUGUAGCCUCUAAUUGUGCAACACAAGACUGCAUCAUCAAAGACGCUGGUCCUAAUUUAUUUGCUGUCAUGGAUUUCAUUGUGGCUUCCCAACUAAAAUCGGCUGACCCUUUUUCCAAGAUGAAAUUUAAGAAGCUGAAUACAGCCCUACAGAGUAAGGCCAAAGAAGAAAAUAUUAAUCUGCAUGACAAGUCAGCCUUUUUUGCACGAAAGCGGAAGGUUGUUUGCCCAACUUUUCACAAAGGUGGGAUUGUUGUUGAGUACAAUAAGAAAACACAAGUUGGAUAUCGGCAAAUGGAAACGGAAGUCAAUUUGAGGAAAGUUUUGGACAAGAUAGCAAAUGCGGAAACAGAAGAGCGUAGAGACAAGGAAAUGGAAGCUCUCGACUCUCUGAUAACCUACGCCAACAUUGCCAAUGAUGAGUGUGAUUUUGGAGGACCACUUGAGUUGGGAAUAAACUUGUUCUGUGAUGGCCAUGAAAUUUUCCAUCCUCAAGUUGAAGGAAUUCUGAUUUCCACAUACCAUCUACUCAACAGAAGUCAGUUUGCAGAUAUCCUGAAAGCUCACAUUUCCAGUGGGAGAAAGAGGGGAACUGAUUUGAGUAUUUUAUAAGUUUUCCAGGAUUAUUUUUUCAUGCAGUAUCAAUGGCAAGAUUUUUACUGUCAACAUCGUCAUUUUAAUUUUAUAUCAUUCUACACCACCUAUAAAUUUCCUAUUAAAAUUGUAGAAAAGUAAUAAAAUUCACUAUCUACUGCUGUCACUUUAAUAAAAA